UUUAAAGGCCUCUUCGUUAAGAUUUUUACCUUAACCGACGUCUGGUCUCACAUAAAGGAAACGUGAUUUUUUAAUUAAUAUUUUGGAAGUAAUUUAGCGGAUUUUGCCAGUUAAAAUGGAAAUGCUGCAAGGAGCAUCGCUGCUGUCACGGCCAGCAGACGAAUUCGGGAACGACUCUCUGGUGGAGGAAAUGUGGGCAUCAAAAGCUCUGGAACAUGCCGAGGUGCAUUUUAAUCUGAUCACCAGCGUUCAUCCCUCCCAGCUAAAACUCACGCCCUAUGACGACCAGAUAUAUGCCACCUUUCGGCAAGAUUUCCCCGAUCUCCAGGUGGGCCGGCUUACCGACGACAUCCUCAAGUCCGCUGUGGAGAAACUCAAAUGGCGCCACUUUGCCGAGAAGUUUAACAAGAUGGACGAUUAUUCUUACGGCACCCUUAUGCGCGCCGAUGCCAGCAAGGAAUUCUCCCCGGACAACUCCAUCUUUGUGUUCCGCGUCCAGUUUCUGGCUAUUGAAAUUGCUCGGAAUCGGGAGGGUCUCAACGAUGAGGUUUACGAGAAGCAUAAGCCAGCCAGAAAGAUCCCGGAGGAGACCCAGUAGCUUAUUGCUCCGCCUUAGCUUAGAUUAAGUCCUACAGAUUAUUUGCAUUUUUAGAUGGUGUCCGUCUAGCUACUAUUAUAAGCAAUAAAUAUAUAUUUUUAAAAAAAUGGAUUAUAAAAAUAUUAACAAUAAAUUAAAAAAUGUUGGUCCUAUUUACUAACAA
Molecule: messenger RNA, 761 nt
Organism: Drosophila ficusphila
Lineage: Eukaryota; Metazoa; Arthropoda; Insecta; Diptera; Drosophilidae
Product: protein PBDC1
Exons: 3
Coding region: 116-598 (160 amino acids)
Cellular component (GO): cytoplasm
Source: RefSeq, a predicted model, not a curated record